This is a messenger RNA of Grammomys surdaster, 1995 nucleotides long. Its product is annotated as zinc finger protein 54-like. The coding region runs from base 225 to 1394 and encodes 389 amino acids. The transcript has 6 exons. The record is from RefSeq and is a predicted model, not a curated record. Gene Ontology annotation, molecular function: RNA polymerase II cis-regulatory region sequence-specific DNA binding; DNA-binding transcription factor activity, RNA polymerase II-specific. Lineage: Eukaryota; Metazoa; Chordata; Mammalia; Rodentia; Muridae. Gene Ontology annotation, biological process: regulation of transcription by RNA polymerase II.
ACCUCUUCCUUGAGGAACUCGCCGUGAGGAAUCGUGUGCUGCAGACCUGGGAUGAGAGGACACGGCAGAGGUUUCGAGGGGAAGCGGAAACUCCCCUGAGCCUCAGGGCUCACUGAUCACCCAGACCUGCUCACCUGUGGAGCACAACAAAGAGACCUGGAAGGUGGAGAGGGAGGAGACAGUAGCUAAGGACCCAGGAAAUCAAAGAAGAGAAACAUCAAGAGAUGGCUGAUUCUUCAAUAAACAUGUCCCCGGAUAUGUUGACAUUCAGGGAUGUGACUGUGGACUUCUCCCAGGAGGAGUGGGAAUGCCUGGACUCUGCUCAGAGGGCUCUGUACAUUGAAGUGAUGUUGGAGAAUUACAGCAACCUGGUGUCUGUUGAGAACUACUGCAUGUGUGAUACUGCCUGUCAACAUGUGAAGACGGAAAAGGAGUCCUGUCAGUGUAAUGAGCUUGGUGAAAUGCUUCAUGAACCCUUCAACUCUGCACUUUAUAAAAGAAGUGACACUACAGAAACCUCUAAUAACUACAGGUGCUGUAAUGACUGGGAUGCCUCUGCUGAUUUGUCAGACUCAGAUAGCCAUAAAAGCACGCACACUGGAGAAGAACGUUGUGAAUCUAAAGACUGUGAGAAGUCUCUAAAUUUGUGUUCCAACAUGACUCAAAAUCAGAGACUCUACACUGAAGAGAAAGAACCCAGACAGGAAAAAUAUGAUGGCCAUUUCAGCUCUACACACAGUCCUAUGCAACAAACAAUCUACAUUGGAGAGAAUCCACACAAGUGUGUGAAAUAUGGGAAAUGUUUCAGUACUACCUCAAGCCUCAGUGUACAGCAGAAAAUGGAUACUGGAAACAAACCUUACAAGUGCAAUGUUUGUGACAAAUCCUUUACUCAGUGCUCAAGUCUUAAAACACAUCGAAAAACACAUCAAAGACUUCGUGCUGGGACAAAGCCUUACAUAUGCAAUGACUGUGGAAAGUCAUUUUCUUACUUGUCUGCACUUAAAAGCCAUCAGCAAAGGCAUACUGGAGAGAAGAGAUACAAAUGUAAGGAGUGUGACAAAUCCUAUGCCUACCGUACUGGUUUGAAGAGACAUCAGAAAAUCCAUACUACAAAGGAACAUUAUAGUUGUCAACACUGUGGCAAGGUCUUUCAUCAGCUCUCACACUUUAAAAGCCAUUUCACACUCCAUACUGGAGAGAAGCCUUACAAAUGCAAUGAGUGUCACAGAUCCUUUCCCCACUAUGUAUUCUUUAGAAGGCAUAAGAAACAUCAUUCUCUACAGAAAUCACACAAAUGCAAAGAAUGUGGCAGCUUCCAGAAAAACACCACGUGUCUAUUCGAAGAAAACCACCCACCUACAUGUCUGCCUCAGCAAAAUGUCCUCUCAUAAAACACUUUCCAGAAAAAUAUCACAUGACACAAAUGAGUCCCCAAAGAAACCAGAAAUUUCCACCUCAGCUUCUGUCUUUUAUUUCCUGCCUUUUGCUAAUAAUCCACCAGAUUUUAAUUGAGGUUCUGCAUCCAUACAGUACACAGGAGAUUCUCUCUACAUGGAGCCUGUCUCAAAAUCAUAAAAAGGAUAAAAUGUAUCAUUUAAUAUAUGACAAUGACCUCUAAUUGUACUGUACCUCAUAAAGUUUAUACUUCUGAGAAACUAUGUCAAAGUAUAGCAUAUAAAAUAUGCAUGUCUUCAUUGGAAAUUACAACUCCAAUUUGACAAAGCCUUAACCUAGUGCUGAAACUGCUGACAUGAAAGCAAAUUCAUUAUGAAGAAAAGAAAUAGUAGUCUCAUCUUUCACCUUCAAGAUCAUCAACAACCAAAAGAAAAACAUUGAAUGAAGACCCACAUAUAAGUGGAAAUGUGCCAUUUGACUAUUGGGGGCCAGGUGGAAGUACUCGUUGUAUUUUUUGUUUGACUAUGUUUAUAUCCUGAUUCCUCAUUUUCAUUUUUAUUUACAAUAAAGUAAUAUACCAUGUUCUGUAGAUAUGCA